AUGUUGCCUCAAUGCACACAACAGACCUUCCCAUCCGAUUAUAUCGGCCCAGUCAUGAAACUUGUUGAAUGCAUCGAUUUAAAUAAAAAUCUGGGUAAUUGGCACCCAAUAAAGGGAGCCAAAUUUUUUUCUACCAAUUUCGCCGGUAAAAUAGAUAUUAAGCCCGCUGGCUCAAAAAAAAUAAAAAUUAGCUUUGAUUCGAUCUUGAACGGAAAUCUUUGUUUGAUUUCCGAUGCUUUAAACGAACAUGGUUUUGCAGCGAGUGUUCCAUCGAAUCUUAUCUAUUCUUUUGGUAUAAUAAAACUCGAUCAAGACGUCUCCGACGACGAUUUUCGGGAUGGAGUCCAAUCAAGUUUUAAAAUUGUCAGCUUCAAACGUAUAUAUAACGGGUUUUUCAAUAGAGGCGCUCGAACUUUGAUCGGUUAUAUCGGGAAUGUCAUUAAAGCCUUAUCUGCAUAA
Messenger RNA from Macrosiphum euphorbiae (potato aphid), 459 nucleotides. NCBI's taxonomy places the organism in Eukaryota, Metazoa, Arthropoda, Insecta, Hemiptera, Aphididae. The record is from the annotation of a GenBank genome assembly.